Cucurbita maxima (winter squash) is the source of this 1683-nucleotide messenger RNA. RefSeq lists its product as uncharacterized. The transcript has 2 exons. NCBI's taxonomy places the organism in Eukaryota, Viridiplantae, Streptophyta, Magnoliopsida, Cucurbitales, Cucurbitaceae. Bases 31 to 1527 code for a protein of 498 amino acids. The record is from RefSeq and is a predicted model, not a curated record.
AAAAGGAGUUCAAUCUUGCUAACUUACUACAUGGCUCCUUGUAGCUUUCCUGAUGUUUAUUCCUGGAUACAGAACCUACCACCACUUUCUAAAUGGAAAACAACUUCCAUUUCUACAUCCAUAUGCUCUUCAAGCUCAAGCAACUCCUCCCUCAAUGUUGUUGCAGCCAAAAGCCUUCAUUCCGCAACCAUUACUUUAUCGGUUAUUGCAGAUUUUAGCCUUCCUAUCUCUCUUUGGAGUUCAGAACCCUUAAAGACCAGCACCAAAUCCUCAAAUUUAUUAGAUGACCAAGAAAGCAUAUCCAGUCUCUUGCUUAAUUGUAUUCGCGAUGUUCUUCAUUAUGGCUCAGACCAGCAAAAGAAUUUUAGCUUUGGUUUCCUCAAACUCAACAUUACUUUCAACCCAAAAGAAAUUUUCAAUGUUACAUUUCUUAACCUUCUAUUCCUCAUUUGCAUUUAUGAAGCUCCGACCGGUCUGCGUUUGGAUUGUCUGACAACUCUCAAGUAUCAUUUAACCAAUUUUCAGUCAAGACAGGCAUCAAAGAUGCUCAUGAAACUGUUGGGGUCUAAUAUAGAGGAGCAAUGGAUGAGGUCCAUAAACCUUGCAAUCACCAACUGGAUAGUCGAGCUCAAAGCCAACAGCUGCAUGCUCAAAACACCCUCACCUUUGUUCUCUUGUUCAUUUUCAACACAUGGAUCGUGGAAAGUUCAACUCUAUUGCCCUGUCAUUGCAAUGGAUCGUAUUGAGAACUCACGCAAUCCUUCGACUAAUGAAAGAUUGCAACUCUCCCUAAAUUAUCACCAGCUAGAAGGGGUUCUGCAGUUCAAUUACAAGGCUGAGGUUCGAGAAAAGUGGAUUAAUCUGAGAGUUCACGUUGACAACAUAAGGUGCAACAUCAUCCCGCUCGUGAACGACAUGCUCUUGUCCAAACGAGGAGUCGGCGGAUCAGAGAAGUAUUUUCCAUCACGGAUCUCCUUGCAGCUCACUCCAACUCUACAAACAAACAUAAUGAGCGUCUCAGUAAGCAAAUCAUCAGACAACCCUAUAAUAGAAGUCGGAACCAAGAAAACCCUAGAAGCCGGAUUCGAACCCUCAAACCCUUACCCAGGCCUCAAAUUAGCAGUCGGAGAGACAGUAACGGCGAGCUUGAAGCCAUGGAAAUUCGAGCAGUCCGUCUAUGGCAACACCGGAAUCCUGAACUGGUACCUCCACGACAGCUCCGAUGGCAAAGAGGUGGCCUCGAGGAAGCCAUCGAAACUUGCGCUGAUAAACCCUAGAGCUUGGUUCCGGGACCGGUACUCGAGCGCUUUCCGGCCAUUCAACAGACAGGGAGGCGUCAUAUUCGCCGGAGAUGAGUGCGGAGAGAGUGUUUGGUGGAAGAUUGACGGAACGGCGAGAAGGAAAACCUUGGAAUGGGAGAUCAGAGGUUGGAUUUGGUUAACGUAUUGGCCAAACAAACACAAGACGUUCUACAAUGAAACCAGGAGACUGGAAUUCAAGGAGAUGCUUCAUAUUUCAAUUCCUUAGCUUUGAAGAAGCAGUAGAAAUGGAGGGAAAAUUAACAAGUUCGAAACAAUUUGUUACUUACCAUGUCAUGCUCACUUUCCCAAAACCCUUAAAUCAAUCUAUAAGUUGCUAUCUAUUUUCACAUGAAUUUAGACCUCUCUAAGAUCGGUUGAACAA